Daldinia loculata is the source of this 1566-nucleotide messenger RNA. RefSeq names its product alkaline proteinase. The coding region runs from base 69 to 1295 and encodes 408 amino acids. Lineage: Eukaryota; Fungi; Ascomycota; Sordariomycetes; Xylariales; Hypoxylaceae. Gene Ontology annotation, biological process: proteolysis. The transcript is spliced from 2 exons. Gene Ontology annotation, molecular function: serine-type endopeptidase activity. The record is from RefSeq and is a predicted model, not a curated record.
UUUAGAGAAGUUCAACAGCCCCGAGCCACAAGCAACAGUCUUCUCAUCAGCUACACAGAUCGUCCACAAUGUUUAACGUUCGCCGCCUCGCGCUCUUCCUCGGAGCUCUGCUCCCUGCGGCCGUUGCUGCUCCUACUCCUGCUACCCAGCAGAAGGGAGAAAUCAUCCCCAACAAGUACAUCGUUACCCUCAAGGAGGGCGUUACCUCCGAUGACUUCAAGUCUCACGUCAACUGGGCCCGCAGCGUCCACGCCCGCAGCUUGAACAAGCGCGACACCGCCGGUGUUGAGCGCGAGUACCAGAUCGCCAAGUUCAACGCCUACGCCGGUGAAUUCGACGCCGAGACCAUCGAGCAGAUCAAGAGCCACCCCGAUGUCGCCGAGAUUGAAGAGGACCAGGUCUACUACCUCUUUGACGAGUCCCCUGAGGCUUCCAAGCGAGCUCUCACUACCCAGACCGGCUCUACCUGGGGUCUUGGUACCGUCUCCCACAAAACCUCCGGCUCUACCUCGUAUAUCUACGACAGCAGCGCCGGACAGGGCACCUUUGCCUACAUUAUCGACACUGGUAUCCUCGCUACACACCAGCAAUUCGGCGGCCGUGCUUCGCUCGCUUACAACGCCGUCGGUGGCAGCGAUGCUGACGCUGUGGGACAUGGUACCCACGUAGCAGGCACAAUUGGAGGAUCGACCUACGGUGUUGCCAAACAAACUACCAUCUUCUCCGUCAAGGUCUUCCAGGGAACUAGCAGCUCCACUUCGAUCAUCUUGGACGGGUACAGCUGGGCUGUCAACGACAUCACCAGCAAUGGUCGCGAGAGCAAGUCCGCUAUCAGCCUGUCCCUAGGUGGUGGUUUCUCUUCUGCAUUCAACAGCGCUGUCAACUCCGCUUACAGCUCUGGUGUCCUGUCUGUCGUCGCCGCCGGUAACAGCGCCACCGACGCUGGCAGUACCUCGCCCGCCUCGGCUGCCAACGCCAUCACUGUCGGUGCCAUCGACUCCUCCUGGAGUAUUGCCAGCUACUCCAACUACGGAUCUGUUGUCGAUGUUUUCGCUCCCGGCACCGACGUCCUCUCCUCGUGGAUCGGCGGAGACACUGCCACCAACACCAUCUCUGGUACAUCGAUGGCCACUCCCCACGUGACUGGUCUUUCUCUGUACCUGAUUGCCCUCGAGGGUCUUACCACCCCCGCCGCCGUCACCAGCCGCAUCAAGGCUCUCUACACCAGUGGCAAGCUGACUGGCAUCCCCAGCGGCACUGUCAACGCCGUCAUCUACAACGGUAACGGUGCUUAAACUAUCGAUCUACCUAACAUAAUUGUGGGGGCAAAGACGGCAAAUAAGGAGGCUUAAUUAUCUCGCAUUGAUAAUUAUGGCUUUGCUGAGCAGCCCUCAACGCUUUGGAUAUCGGGGUUAGUUACAUGGAACUCAUCAUGUGUAAACAUGUGAUUCUAGUAGUGGAAACCACUUUCGAAUGGGUAGUACAUAGUAAUAUAACUCUUGGCUUUUCGAAAUAAAAAUUACUGUCUCCUUUUGCCUGAUAAGCUUAACUCAGCCCUAGAUUUUG